AGGCUCCUUCGAUGCGGGUUGAGCGGCGGCGAGGACGGACAGCGGUAUCACCGCCCGUUAGGAAGCGGCGCCGAGAUUCCGCUCUAUGACUUGGUUUCAAAAUGUCUCAGAAACAGAAGAAGAGGAAAGGCUUUCGACAGAGAUCACCACCUGUCCUUGAAUACUUGCAGGGUAUUCUUCGCAAAUACCCAGAUGGGGGUCAGAUCUUAAAAGAGCUAAUUCAGAAUGCAGACGAUGCAGGUGCCAAAGAGGUGAUCUUACUCUAUGAUGAUCGGAGUUUUGGAACCCAGACCCUUUUUUCUGAGGGGCUGAAGAGUGCCCAAGGCCCUGCACUUUUGGCCUACAAUAAUGGCGUCUUCUCUCAGGCUGAUUGGGAGGGGAUCCAGAGUCCAGGCAUCAGCCAGAAGAAGGAGGAUCCCAAUACAGUUGGACGCUUUGGUUUGGGCUUUAAUUCUGUCUACCACAUCACAGAUUUCCCAUCUAUACUCUCUGGUGAGUGUUUGGGAGUGCUGGACCCACAAGAAACAGCAUUAGAUGAAGGUGGUGAGCGCUGGGAUGUAGAUGAAUGGGAAGGAGUAUCUGAUCAGUUCCAGCCUUUUUGGGCAGCACUGGCAUCGCUUGGCAAGCCUUGCCCUACAGCUGAAGGCCAUUUCCCUGGCACCCUGUUUCGUUUCCCAUUGCGUCAAAGUCCAUCAAAGAUCUCCGAAAAUCUCUACAGUCCAGAACGGGUGCAGGAAUUGCUGCUUACAUUCUUGAAAGAUGCCCCCAUGAGUUUGCUGUUCCUCAGGAAUAUCCAGAAACUGAUGUUGGGCCUAGUUGGAUCCGACGGUACCAUCAGUGAACUGCUAAGGGCGGAGGCCACCGUUCGUCCACUUAAGGGCUCAGGCAGUCUUGAAAGUGUCACUUGCACCAAAUUGAACAUGGCUGGCCACAUCAAAACAUUGACUCUAGGUGGCACUGGGAUGAGAGAGGCCACCGCUUGUGACUGGCUGGUGUUGUCCGCCGAAGCCAAAAAGGAGUCCUUUCCAGAGCUGUGGAGUCUUGCUGACAAGGUGAGGUCCCGGCCUGCGUUGUCACUGGCUUACUGUUUGCAAGGCAAGUGCACUGGCCGUCUCAGUUGCGUCUUGCCACUUCCUGCCACAGAGGAGAACACAACCGGAUUGCCACUGCACAUCAGUGCCCCUUUCCAGUUGACGGAUGACCGCAGGCAUGUGCAGUGGUCUGAAGAGGGGUCUCAAGCACGAGGAGCUGAUGGCCGCUGGAACCACUUGCUUCUUGAGGAGAUGCUUCCUGAUGCUUAUUGUCAGGUGGUAUCGCUGGCAUCUGACUUCGCCAGUGAACCAUACGGGGCCUGGCCAGAUCCGGAUCAAAGCCAACAACUCCGAUACAAGCCUUUAAUAUCUCAUAUAUGUCAGAGGCUAAUGGACAUGAAACUCUUAGUACGAGCUGGAGAUGGGGAUCCCCGCCUGCUUCACCCUCGGGAGGCCAUCCUCUUGCCAGAGAAAGUGGCAGAGAAGUCAGUGGGUCGAGUGCUGGAGAAAGCCCUGACUUUGGCAGGAGCAUCAGUGGCAUCUGUUCCUCUCCAUGUUCGCAGAGCGCUGGCGUUGGGUGCCAAUAAUGGGCCAGCCGUGCAGGAGGCCACAGCCACGUUGGUGAGAGAGACCCUGCGAAGGGCUACCAGUGUCUGGAGUGGACUAAACCUUUUGGAGAAACGGUUGCUGUUAGAGUAUGUGGCUGGAGAUGGGUGCUACCAAGAACUGAAAGGUCUUCCCCUGCUGCCAACAGCUGAUGGACGCUUUACAUGGUUUGGGGAACCAGGGGAGACCAUCUUUGUUGAGAGCCAGAACUUUCCAAGGAUCCUAUUGCCUGGUCUAGCUCAUCGGUUCCUGCCCAAAGAUCUCAAGCCUGAGCUUCUGGAGCAUCUGCAAGCAAUUGCAAAAAAAAGAUUAUUCAGGAACCUGCUCUUCUUGGAUCAAACUAACAUUCAGCAGAACUUUCGUGACUCUCUCCCCAAAGACUGGGUCAGCAGUGUGUCAGCUCCUGUAAUCUGGUAUCCAGCAAAAAACCUACAACAUCCCCCUCUUGAGUGGCUUACCACUUUCUGGAGCUUCCUGAACCACCACGCUUCCUCGUUGGCACCCUUCGAAGGGUGCCCAAUGAUUCCAUUGACUCCUCUGAGCAACUCCUUCGAUGGCAUCCAACUGGCACGGCUUUUGCCUCAGCCUGUCCUGUUGUUUUGGCGCCACAAUGGGCACUGCUUGCCAGAUGAGGUGGCUAGCCUUCUGGAGACACUGGGGUGUACUGUGAUCCGGAGCUGGGAGCCAGACUGGUCCCACCACCAACUGAGAGAAUAUAUUCUUGAACCCACGCCUUGCAGCGUCCUUCAGGCUUUUGUCCAUUUGGGGGUAGCAUCUGUGGCUAGAUGCCUAACAUCCCUGUCCACCCAGCGGAUUGACAGUCUGGUCACCUUUCUCUCCAAGGCUGCAUCAUUUUCUCAAAGGGAAAUUGAAGUUCUGAAGGAACUGCCGUUGUUCUUCAAGAUGCCAUCCCUCCUUCCACCCUCCUUGUCUGGCUUGGUGGCAGCUCAAAGCUAUUUGACUUUAGAAAAGAACUUGGUCCCACCAGUGCCCAGCAAUCUGUUGACUCCAGAGCCCAUAUUGUUGUGUCGUAAUGAAGCUGAGCGUCGCCUGCUUGUGCAAAUCCGGGGACAUCUUGUGGGCACACCUGAUCUAUGUCUGUUGUGUGUAAAAGCAAUGAAGAAGGGGCAAUAUGCCAGUCGGGCAGAGGAUGCCAAAAGGCUAAUGCUGUGGAUAUUAUAUAACGGGGACUCCCUUUUCAGCCAGAGCCGGGAAUUGCAAUCUCUGUGCUGUGACCUUCCUUUUGUGGAAUGUGGAGCAGGAGGGUUGAGACGGCCUAUUGAUCUCUAUGAUCCCGAGAACCACACUUUACAAGCCUUAUUAAGACCUUGCCACUUUCCCACAGGCUCUUUUCGGGAGACGGCAGCAUUGCGAACCCUUCGUACGCUGGGACUAAAACCCGAUCUCAACAGCAUUGAUCCAACAGAUGUGUUAACGGCUGCAAAGGAGGUGAGUCAAGCCCAAGGGGCUGCCGUUGCCACUGCCAAGUCUCAGGCACUCGUCCGGAUUUGCAACGAGACCUCUCUGCUGUCCCGCUGCUGUUCACAAGAGAUGAAGCAGCUGCGGUCCUUACCUUGGGUGCCCGCCACCAAUGCCUCCAGUCUCAGGUCAGCUGAACGCUUCUCGGCUCCUGAAUCGCUUCGCUCAGAGAAGUACUCUGCUCUUGUGGGCCUGGUCAUGGGACUGACGAAUGCUUUUUGCCCACAAGCUGCAGAGAAAUUGGGUCUGGAGCGUUUGCCUCCACCAGAGAAGGUAAUGGAAAAUCUAGCUGGCCUGGUACAAGCUUUCGACUGCAAAGUGACCCCAGAGUUAACGGCAACGUUGCACAGCAUUUAUAGGCACAUGCAGCAGCAGGCGAGAGAUUUCCAGAAGCCACCUGCAGGCCCUGCCAUAUGGAAUGGCAGUGGCUUCUCAAUGCCCGCAGAUAUUGUGUUGGCCUACCCUGAAGGCUUGGAUCUCGAGGCCCUGAUGCCCUGUGUUCCCCCAGAUUUUCAACAGUACAAGAAGCUCUUUGCAGCAUGGGGCAUGCGCAGGUUACCAAAACAGGAAGAUAUAUGUCAGGCUCUUCAUGUGUUGGCGGAUAAAAUCAACCUCCGGCCUCAAGGCGGCACACGGGCCGAGCUGCUCCUCACGAUAGCUGUCUUGGAUUGGCUUUGUGCUUGCGGUCAUCAGGGAGAAAGGGAAAUGCCUGUGCCGGUGAGGAUUCCGGGAUCCGCUGGCUUUGUUCUUCGCCCGGCCGGAUCAGUGCUAUACUGUGACAUGGAUCGGGCCAAGCUCACUGAGCUGGAUGGAGCCCCACCAACUUUGGUACACGAGUCUGUUUCCAUUGCCACAGCUGCCUUUCUUGGCAUAGAGAUGCUGAGCACAAAGUUGUCGGGCUUAGAACUGUUUGAAGUGUGGGGCCCUUCAGAACCCAUUACUCUGCGGAUCCGCAACAUCCUUCGCGAGUACAGCCAGGAUGCAGAUAUUUUCCAGGAACUGCUGCAGAAUGCAGAAGAUGCUGGUGCCCAGACGUGCCGCUUCUUAGUGGAUCUCCGUCAGCAUAAUGGCACCACAGAAGGACUCUUGGACCCUGGCAUGGCCGCCUGCCAUGGCCCAGCGUUUUGGGCCCAGAACGACGCAUUGUUCACUGAGUCAGAUUUUACCAACAUCAUCCGGCUAGGUGCAGCCACCAAGGAACGGCAGAAUAACAAGAUUGGCCGCUUUGGGCUGGGUUUCUGCACCGUCUACCAUGUGACUGAUAUACCUUCUCUCGUCAGUGGAGGCACCAUGCUCAUCUUUGACCCUAACGUAACCCACCUCCAAAAGCAUAUCCGUAGCUCAGCCCAGCCGGGCAUCCGUUUGAAUGUGACAGGGCCAGUGGUCACUGUGUUCCCUGAGCAAUUUCGACCUUUCAGGGGAGUUUUUGGGUGCCAAGCUGGGGAGGCUUACCAAGGCACACUCAUCCGCCUGCCCUUCCGCACGGAGCAGGAAGCAAAAGACUCUCGGAUCUGCCCUGAGCCCUUUGGACCUGAUCAAAUCAAAGCGCUGCAAGCCAGUUUUCAAGAAGUGUACCAAUACCUGCUGAUCUUCCUAUGCAAAGUGCGAGAGGUAUCACUCUCCCAACUCCCAGUUGGUUCCACUUCCCCAGAAACUGCUGAACCAUUGGCCAGAGUGAUAAAGGAAGCACUUAACGAAAUGGGUGGGCCCAAUAUUGUGCAACUGACAGCAAUGUGGGGGUCAGAUGUGGCUACUAACUAUUACUUACUACACUCAUGCUCGGCUAAGGGAGAAGCCCAGGAGAUGUUUGAACAGGGGGGAGAAGAGGGUGUCCAUUUCUCGCCUCCCAUUGCUGAUGUGGCCUUGCCCCUCUGCCCUGCCUCGACUGCUGGACAAUGGGCCCCAGAUGUAGAUGGCUUUCAGGGCCGUGUCUUCUGCUUUCUGCCUCUCCCUAUUGAAUCCGGCCUCCCACUCCAUCUCACAGCCCCUUUUGCUGUGCUUAGUAAUCGCAAGGGACUUUGGGAUGCCACAGAGAAGGGCAAGUGGAACCGGGCACUUCUUCGUGAUUCAGUGCUGGGUGCUUGGCUUGGGGCAUUGCCCCAACUCCGGGACAUGUGCAAAGAAGGGCGGUUGGAGGACUAUAAGUACUACACUUUUUGGCCUCAUGUGUUGAGGGCCAAGCACCCUUUCAGUGAAACUGCCAAGGCCUUCUACCAAGUAUUAGUUGAUGGCGUUGAUGGAAAGCAGCCAGUUCUGUUCUCCGAUGGACAGAGAUGGUGUUCAGCCAAGCAUGCCUGUUUUCUGGAUGCUGAUGUUAUCCUUGAGAAGCCGUUGAGUUCUAUAGCUGCCAGGAUCUUCUCUUCACUCUUGCGGGAACCACAGAUUGCAGUGUCUCUUCCAAACUGGGUGAAGAUGGGUUUUGAAACGUGUAUCGGAACAGAUGUGUUGUUGCCGAACACUUACAACUGGCCCCGAUUCCUCAGGGAGCUUGUUUUACCAAACCUUGCUCAGCUACCAGUUCCUGAUCGUGACACCCUGAUUCUUCAUGCACUAGAUAUGAAUCACACCAGUGUGGAUCAGAUCCUGAUUGCCCUGCCUUGCAUUCCUACCACUCCUAAUGGGCAUUUGAAAAAUAUUAAAGGACUGGUGCACCCAAGAGGUUGCGUUGCACCUCUCUAUACCCCUGAGGAUGGCUGCUUCCCCAUGGGAGAAAAGUUUCUGGAGCCAAAGAGACUGUUGCGCUUGGAGCAUCUUGGUAUGAUCAAAGAUGGGAUAACAAUUGAGGAACUGAUAAGCCGAGCAAGAACUGUAGAAGCCUUAUGGCAUCAGGAUCAACGCAAAGCCUGCCAGCGAGCCCACUGUAUCUUAGGUCUCCUUGAUGACCACAUCCAAGAAAGUUGUAGCAAUACAACUCAGGCCCGAUUCAGAGACAUCUGCUUUUUGCCAGCAUUGCUUCCAGGUAACUGCCACAAACUCUGUCGUCCCAGUGAAAUUUACGACUACAAGAUGCAUCCACUGGUGGGCUUGACUGAACCUGUCCUGGACAAGGAGGUUCUUAGUAAAAGUUUGAAACUCUCAAGUGAGCUGAAGGAGUUCUUAGGACUGAGUCGCCAGCCGCCAGUUGCUACAGUGCUGAGACAACUGGAGGCAGCGUCAUGUAACUCCAAUGCCCUGUCCAGGACAGAGCUAGUGAAGAUAGCAAAAUACUGCUAUGCCUUCCUAAAUAAAGAGGUGCAAAAGAACCCUCCAUGCAAGGUAGAGAUAUCUCAAAGGGUUCAAACAUUCCCUUUUGUCCUAGUGGGUACCGACUUUGUGCCUGUGCACAGAAUGGCCUACAACUUGGCUUUUGAUGGUGCUCCAUACCUCUUCCACCUGCCCGAAGAGUACCAGGAGCAAAAGGAGCUGUGGAAGUGUGUGGAUCUGCCCGACACUUUCAAAGUGGAAGACUAUGUCACUGUGUUGCAAACUCUGGCCAAGAAUGCAGCCGGAGAGUCUCUUCCCAAAGAACAGAUGGAUCUAGUAGUUAGGCUGAUCACUGUUGGGAUAGCUGAAGCCUUGCCAGAAGGUAAGCAGCUGAAUUCGUAUGAGACCCAGAGCAUAUUUUUCCCAGACCAAGACAAAGUCUUGCAUCCAGUGCACAAAAUGCACUUUGAUGACACGCCCUGGCUGCCACGUGAGAAUGGGACACUACUCUGCCACACCUCAAUCCCACGGGAAAUUGCCAUACGCUGCGGUAUCCCCACCACAAAGCACCGUGUUUUGUCACGCCGGAGGAUUCAUGGUCUUUCUGCCUGGGCUACAGAUUUUGGAGCAAAAGAAGAUCUCUGUACUCGAAUAGCCAACAUCCUCCGUGAAAACUCUUCUUCACGGGAUGUGUUGAAGGAGAUGCUGCAGAAUGCAGAUGAUGCUGGUGCAAGUAUUGUCCAUUUUCUUUGGGAUCAGCGUCAACACCCGACUGAUCGCAUCUUUAGCGAUGAGUGGAAGGCUCUUCAAGGACCAGCGCUUUGCAUCUACAAUGACCAGACAUUCCAGAUGAGUGACAUUGAAGGGAUCCAGCGCUUGGGCUGUGGUAGCAAAGGUGGGAGGCUGGAUGCAACUGGCAAGUAUGGCCUGGGCUUCAACACAGUUUUCUACUUGACUGACUGUCCUGCUUUUGUGACAGGCAACAGUGCUCUAUGUGUCUUUGACCCCACAUUACAUUACCUCCCCAUUUCUGAUGAGUUCUCACCUGGUGGAAUGUUCAGCCUCACUAAAGAUUUCAAAGAAACAUUUCGUGAUGUUUAUGAUGCCUUUGUGCCUGGUGUAUUCGACCUGGAACAUGGCACACUUUUCCGAUUACCCUUACGAACACCUGAUGGUGCAGCCUCUUCCCGUAUCUGCCAGUCCUUUGUGUCUGAGGCAGACAUGGAAAAGAUGGUGUCAGCUCUCAGAGAGGAAGCAGACUGCCUUCUGAUGUUCCUCAACCAUGUUCAUUCUAUAGUUUUCUCUGUGAUAAGCAAGGAGAGCGGGGCACCAAAGAAGGUGCUGCAGGUGGAGAUGAAAGGUGGUGAGACUAAAAGACUGGAAUAUCAAAAACAUCUCCAACAGAUGGCUGCAACGGAUGGCAUGGAUGGGAGCAAGCCAACAAGAGUGUUCUACAAAAUGCAGGUGAUCAACAGCAUCUCCGGUGCUUUUAGCAGCUGGCUGGUUGGGAGACAGAUUGGGAUGAAGAGCACAGAUACCACAGAGGGCUUGCUGCUGCCACAUGGUAGUGUGGCUGCUUGUCUUGAUGGACAACCACCUGGCAGGGCCUUUUGUACACUUCCUCUGCCAGUGAGCACAGGCUUGCCUGUCCACAUCAAUGGGAACUUUGCAGUGGAUUCAGCUCGACAGGACUUAAGGAAGGAUGACCAUACCAAUGUGACAUGGAAUCGCUCACUGCUUCGGUGUCUUGUGGCCCCUUUGUAUUGUCACCUACUUGAAAAGCUACGCUGUGCACUGGGGGAUGUGCCACUGCAGUUCGAUUCCUUGAGGAGAUGCCAGCAAAGCCUAAAUUCAAAGUAUCUUCAGUAUUUCCCAUUAGUGACAAAGGAUGUUCCCCCACUUUGGCAGGAGCUGGUGACCCAUGUGUAUGAACUGGCAUAUGAAAGGCAACUUCCAUUGGUCCCAGUGUACCAGAAGCAGAUUAAGUUUAUUGGUGGACAUAUGAUAGAAUCUGUGAGUGUGGAUUGGAGUGCACCAAAAAUUGGCUGCCCAGUUAGAGAUCCCUAUUUCCUGCAGUCUGAGAUAGAAGAUGAACUCUUUGAGGUGACUCUCCAGAAUCUGGGCAUGCGCUUAGUCCCUGCCUUUCAGCACCUGGAGGAGAUCCGCAACCAAUUUGUCAAUGCAGGAAUUAGUGUCCUAACUCUUGAUUCUUCUUCUCUUUGCUGCUUCAUGAAGAAUCUGCCUACCUUCUACCUGCCAUGUCCAAUUAAUCAAACACUGGUGAAGGACACUUGCAGAUGUUUUGCCCUUCUGGACUUCUGCCUUAGCAAACUUCCUUCUGAGAGGACAGAUUGUGUGGAAGGUCUCCCUUUACUGGUGACGAAGGAUAACAUGCUGAGGUGCUUCAGUCAGCAGGCCCCUGUAUACUGCAGCAGCGCUUCUCAACUUUUCCCACACCAUCAGGACCGUUUUUUUGACUGCUUCACUCACAGUCUGGUCACUUCGCAGUUAGUAAGGAUGGGCUUCCUAAAAGAUUUUGCCCUUUCUGAUUCAGUGUUGUACAUCAGAGAGAUGCUGGCACGGGAUAGCUGGGUUGAUGACUCUAAACGCCAGAUUUGGCUACGUGAAGUGUGGGUUUUCUUGGAGGCACAGAUUUGCAACUUAAAGGAUCAGGACACAAUGAAACAGAAGUUUGAAGAGCUAAUCUCCUUUUUCAAAGACUGUGCUGUGCUCCCUGUGUGUGGCAAAAGUAAGUUUUUGGUUCCUCUUGCAUCCCUCAGCAAGAUUGUUCCUUACAGUUCAAGUGAAGUUCCCAAAAUCCUGCAAAAGCUGGGUUUUAGCAUGCUAGAUAUAUCCCUUCUGCCUCCAAAUCUCACUGUAUACUGUAUUAAUCCACAUUUGUUGCAGACCGAGAACCCUGCUUCAGUUUUGGAGCAACUGGCUGCCCACAGUAAUCCCUGUUGGAAGCUACUUUACAAGUGGGAGUUGAAUGCACUUUUGAGAUUCUUGACAGGCGAUCUGCAGGCUUUGGUGAAGGACCGUGAAUCACUUGCUAAGUUGAAAGCCUUGCCUCUAUUUGAGACUCAUCAAGGAAAGCAUGUUCCACUGACCUCAUAUAAACACAUAUAUUGCCUUCAGUCAAAGAUUUCAGAGGAGUCCAAGGCCCUUAAGAAGCUUUAUGAGGUGGACGAGAAGACGGUUUUUCUCAGUGACAGUCAAUUGAACAAACGCCUCAGUAAGCAUUUGGGUAUUGAUGUACUGAAUGAUUUUCAGCAGUUUGUCCAGCAGCUUUUGCCUCUAUUAUCCUCUCUCCCUGAGGCACGUGUAUUAGAGGCUGUGAAAUUACUCCUCAUCCUCAAGAAACAUUAUUAUCAAGACUAUGAGGCUGGAAAAAAGAUUGUGCUGUCAACGUUCCGCUCUUUGGCCUUCAUCCGAGACAAGCAGGAUGUGCCACGUCAAGUAUCCUACUUCUAUGAUGAGGAUGAAAUGCUUUCCCUGUUGGGACUGAGUUUUCGGUUUGUGCCAAACGAGUUCUAUGAAUCUGUGCGUACAAUGAGAGAUGGGCCAAAGGAAAAAGUCCUAUUUAGUAGAUGGGAGGUAAAAGAAUUCUUAAUCAAUUUGGGCCUGCAGAAGGAUAUAUCUGAGGAAGACUUUUUGAAAUGUGCUACCCAAGUUGAAAGAGAAGCACUGAGAGAUGGUGCUACAUCCAAUGAUCUCCCUAAAAGAAGAGAAGAACUUUGGAAACACCUCCUUUCCAGAUCAAAUGAAACGCUUUCAGAUGCCUUCCUGGAAAAAGUGGCCAAGGUCCGUUUCCUAGUGUCACAAUCCAUAGCUGAUGAUCUGUGUUGUCUUCAUCCACCCUGUGUCCCACAUGACACCCCUGUUGCACCUCAAGGUUCUCUAUAUACUCCACACUGUGUUGAAUUAUCCUGGACCUCAGCAGUUACUCUGCCUUCUGUUUUAUCCUGGACCUCAGCAAUUACUCUGCCUUCUGUUUUACAUGCUAGAGAAGACAUUCUGAAACGACUUGGAGUGUUGUGCACCUUGCCAGCUCAUUUGGUCUUGAAAAAUCUGAGCAAUGUGUGUCAAGUGUCAUGUAAUACCUUGAAGACCAAGAAAACUAGAACAAAGGUCCUAAUAUCAAUUUAUACGUUCCUGUCAGGACAGAGAAAAUUAGAAACCGCCUGCCUGGAAGGACUGCCUGUAGUUCUAGUGGGAAAUGAUGAGAUAGCAGAGGCUAAAAAUGUGGUGGUCUCCUUAAAAUGUGCAGAUGACUUCCGGCCAUACCUCUACAAGCUGCCCGCAAAGAUGAUUGCCUAUCUGGAUCUCCUGGAGAAAAUUGGUGUGCAAGCAGAGCCAAGCAUCUAUCAUUAUGCCAGCAUUUUAGCCAGGAUUCAUGAUGAGACAGCAGAGCGGAACACACUUCAUGCCAACCUCACUAAAGCUGUGCUCAGGGCCACUCAGUUCCUCUUCCAGCUCCUAGAUGAAUCGGAGGAGCCUGCAGAUCUCUCCAAAUUGAAAGAAUUGUACUUGCCUUGCACUGAUGGGAAGCUGUACCCUUCAAACACUCUAGUAUUUAGUUUGUACUCCUCCCACCGAAAAGGUGACCUGCAGAGCACUUUCCACUUUCUGGUGGAUCUUUCAGUGUGCCACCUACCUUGUGAUCCGUAUCAGCAGUUGGCGCUUCUGCACCUUUUGCCCGAGGCUUUGAGACCCAAGAACCUGUCUGACCUAACUAGGGAGGAGCUGGAGAUGCCCAGUCUAAAACUGUGCCAUUAUGGAGAACACUGCGAGUUCCAGAACUACCUCAAAGAGCUACUCCAUUCUCCUGAGUUCCAGUGGGCUCUGACUGCGCUGCUGAAAUGGCAGGCCAGAACAAAGCCAGGAGAAGUAGAGAAAGUGGAAUGCGUGUGUGAUGAUCUCCUCUCACCUGAACAGCUAGAUGUGGUUUGUUGCGAGCAGAUCUGUACCAUAAUGGUGUACAAUUCAAAGGUUUUGGAGGGGACCAAGUGUGUCAGGUCAGUCCACGUUGAAACACUGCCGGAUGGCAAACGAAGGAUUUACCUUGCACACCAGGAAAGUAUGGAUUCAGUAGUGAUUGUGGAGGUCUCUGACAUCUUGGCCAUAGAAGUAAACAAACUUUUGGGAGAAAGACUUCAUGGUGAUGCCAUGACGGUCCUCAGGCAAAUUUUGGCUUGCCAGAAUCCUUGCAGAAUUGCAAAAGUACUAGAGAAGAAUCGAGUGCCCCUACAUGAACUCACGAAAGAAAAUGCGUAUGAUCUGCCACCCCCUGGAGAGGACAUCCCUGAGGAAUGGUAUGACAGCCUGGACAUGAGCAUUCUUCAUACUUUUAAGCCAGGAGAUUAUGUGGCUUACCUGGUCUCUUCCGAGCCCAGAGAGCAUUAUUGUUAUGCUGUUGUCCUGGAAGCCCUUGGGCCACAGCAGAGUGGUAGUGGCCAAAUAGAUACAUACCGUGUUGAUUUGGGAGGGCAGCAAGCAGAUCUCAGCGCCCAUGACCUUUACCACUUCCGAAAGAACAACCCAGUCCCUGACCGGAAGAAAUCUGUGGUCCCGGUGGGAAAUUCUCCAGGUCACAGCAGCCCUGCAACACCAGGUGUGAGUGGCGAAUGGUACCAGCGGCCUCUGGACGAAGUGAGGAAAGAAGUAGAUGCCUGCCUGGCUGAAAUUUGGAAUUUGUCACAGGAAGAAGGAAGAAAGGCCAUAAGAAGACUUUAUCUUUGUUACCACCCAGACAAAAACGUAGGUCAAGAAGCUUCUGCCAACGAACUCUUCAAGUACCUUCAGGAGAAGAUCAAGGAGAGAGAGAAAAGGGAGAGGCCUGAAGGGUCACCUCAGAGAAGUGGUUCUUGCAACAGAAGCUACUGGAACUUUUCAGAGUGUUGGGAUGAAUGGGAUCAGCAAGCUCAGUGGCAUCGUCGGAGGCGGCAGGAAUUCACCAGGCAAAGAGGUGGUGGUGGUGGUGGUGGUGGUGGUGGAGGAGGAGGAGGAGGAGGAGGAAGACACGGGAACUACAACUUCUGGUCAUUCCAUCAGAGGAGCCCAGGUUAUUCAAGGUAUCAGUCAAGGCAUCUGUGCCUGAAGGAAGCCAAGCGCUGGCUACGACAAGCAGAAUGUGAUCUGCAGGCAGCGGGAGGUGAUGCCGGAAAUGGUAGGACUGAAUGGCUACUUUACAAGACAUACCAGGCCAUUGAGAAAGCUCUGACAGCAGUUGAGUACAGCAAGGGAGGACGUUUUGACAAAAGCUUGUCUCUUGAAAUGCUGGCUGGUAAGGUCUCAUCCUAUGGAGAUGAGCUGGUGAAGUUGCCUGACCAGAUAGCUGAGCUCCGGAAUCAUGGCCUGGACAACAAGACCACCCAGUAUCCCAGCUACCACGAUUUACCCAUUAUUCCCAAUGAAGCCUUCCCUGCAUGCAAGGAGCAGGAUGUGUUGCUCUUAGCUCAGGAGAUCCUAAGCACUGUUAAGAUAUGGAUUGGCCUCUAAAGAAAGCUGAGGGGUUUUUGCUUCAAAAAUCUAAGGCAGAUAGUUUGCAUUUAGUACAGCUGUACCUGUAAUGAAAAGCUGAGGUUGGACAUUUUGAAACAGGAAGGACUUAAUGGACAUCAAAGCCAAUGUUUAAAAAAAAUUAAGCAACACAUUUCUAGCUUUGAAUUUUGUCUAAAUCCCUGGUGUAUCUUGGCUCCAAAGCUUUAGAAUCUUCCCUACAUAUAGAGGGCUUAUUGUUGAAUGUCUGAGGAUGCUCAAGAAUUCUCUCACUGAGAUACAUGUUUUCUUACAGGGAAAGCACAUGUAUAAAUAGAAUUCUUAAGGGUAAAUGUUGAUAUACUUUAGCAAACCCUCAUACUGAUUGAUGUCAGUACUUAGUAUUUGGAAGAUGCAUGUUAAUACUAACCUUGAUAGUGAGACUAGAUCACUGGUUCUCAACCUUGGCUUACUCAGGAGUUGUGGACUGCAACUCCCAGAAGCCUUCACCACCAACUGCUGGCUGGGGUUUCUGGGAGUUGCAGUUCAAAAACAUCCGAGUAACAAAGGUUGGGAACCUAGGGACUAGAUAACCAUUCCUGAGGACGGCUUCUUUGAUACUUUGUGUUUUGUGACAUUCUGCAUUAAUAAACUUUUUUGUAUCAGGAAAUGAGGAGACUGGUUGUAUGUUUAUGUGGGAUGAGGAGAAAAAGAAAAUUAAUGUUUUAUGAAAAGGAAAUGGUGCCCUUCCUGAACAUGACUAUAUUUUUAAAUUUCUGCAUAUAUGGUUCUUCUUAGCAAUUAUAGCUCAUUGAUUGGAACAAUGGCCAUGAAUUCGAAUCUCCAUUUUGGCCCAGAAGAGAGGGACCACUUGAGAUCAGUCAGAGCAUGAUUAGUCAGAGCUGAUGGAGUUACUUGCCUGCUAGAUGGGGAUCAGGGCAAGCUGCACGGUCCUGGAGCACCACAGAAGGAGGGAUUGAAAAAUCCCUUUGAAAAUUUUAUACAUAGAAAAUUCAGAGGGCUCAUCAUAAGUCAGAAUUUACUUUAGGCCAUGCAAUUAUGUAUUAGGGCUCCUCUACCCUGCCCAUAUGUUUUAGUGAUCCAUUCUUUAAUUCUCAAUCCCACAAGCACAACAAAUACAGUAGGUCGUGUUCUCCCAGAUGUCUCUUGAAUCCAGAACUUAAUGUUGCCUCUUAUUCUCACUUGAGCUUUGCUUCAAAUGUGUACCCUAGUCCUUCAUUCUCAGGGUGACCAGAAAUAGUUAAGAAACCAAAACUCCUGCAUUAUUGAGAGUUUACAAGGGAGGUUUGUGUAAUAAAUAUUGUGUUGUUGUUGUUUAGUCAUUAA
Pogona vitticeps (central bearded dragon) is the source of this 14126-nucleotide messenger RNA. Lineage: Eukaryota; Metazoa; Chordata; Lepidosauria; Squamata; Agamidae. The record is from RefSeq and is a predicted model, not a curated record.